AUGUCGUUGAAAAGUAGGAAAGAGGUAUUUAGGGGUGAUGGGAAUGAAGCGGUUGAGGUCCAAAUUGUGGGAUGUCAAUCAAAUCCUUUUCCUUUUCUCUGCCCUGGCGGAAUCGAUGGUGAUGACAACAACAACAGGAUUGCUACUCUACUCUUACGACCAAGUCGCAUCUAUCGCCACUUUGCCCAAAGAGGUGCUGCUCGCACGUUGACCGGCCAACAAAAGAUCGAUUCAGUCAUCCCUGAAACACCUGCUAUGCCACCAAGAGAAAAGCGAGAGGCGCCCUUCCAGCUUUCACCAGAACAGCUAGCCCUCCAGGCUGCCCGGCGCGAACUCAAGGCCCAAAAGGAGGCUGCUAAACUCGCUGGCUACCGACGCAUCUCGCUCUGCCGAGGAGAAUGCUGUAACGAUAAUGACGUGGAAUGUGAGUUGAAACGGCUGCUGCUGCUGCGAGCUUGGCCGCCACAAGCACAAGCCCUUGGUACUGACGGACAGUCACUUCUAGGUCUUGGCCCAAUCUCUCGUCCGUAUGUAUAUAUUGGAUCGCCGUUCGAUGAAUUGACCCGAAGUUUCAUCCUAGGAAGGGAGUUGUUCCCGGGCAAUGACGCGCUAAAAGUUAGUAUGGUUCCAAUAAUAGCGACGCACAGUUUUUUCGAAGAAACCAAUAUUGGGUUAGGAAGCAGACCAAUUAGACGUGCUCCUUCCUGCCCUGAAAUCCCGGUAUUCGUAUAUUUACGCGUCAGGGCGGUCGAAGAACCAUGGUUGUAUGUCUAUUACGACGAGGAGGAUAUAAGAGUGGGAACUCCCGAUGGGGUGGACUCGGCAGAGCAAGCGGCCAUAUGGCGAAAGGGAACCAGCAGGAGAACGGGAAAUAUUGCCUUGCUCGUAGGGUUGCGAGACAAGCGAGACCGUGCCAAGGGAUUUGUCGUGAACGAACAAAACCUGAACCUCCCUCCGGAUGACAUUACCUACUCUCUGCUGGUAGGCGAGACCGUCACCGAAUCCCAAUACGAAGCUUUCAACGAGUCUCGAGUGGUCCACGUAUCCAUAGACCCUUCGAUCGGUUUCACUGAGGAAUCCAAGCUAGAGGAUGAGGAAAACGAUCCGGAUAGAAAGGUUUGGAACUGCCGACCUUGUACCGACGCUGACGGGUUACUACGUGCGGAGGAGCUGGAAGACAUGUUCAAGCAAGUGAGUGUGUACGACGAGGCGACAAGGAAGUUGCCGCCGGACGGUAUUGAAAGAUCCGGUCAACGGUUUCCACACCUUGAAGGAAGGAAAGGAGCAUUUGAGCCGAUGUUCACGAGCUACACCCACUAUUGGAAGUCAACACUAGGUACGCAUAUAGCUCCUGACGACAACAAACAUAAAGAAGAUUUAGGAACAGGACUGCCCAAGAAGGGUGUCUGUGGAUCUGAUCAUCAUACCUCAUCUUGCAGUCGUCCUGUACCUUAUUUGCGCACACAAUGGGAUUCUAGACGAAUUGUUGAUAAUUGUGAGCAUAGUUGUAGAGGUACAGAAAAUAGUGGCGUAAAUGUUGGUGGCUGUUCAGUGUCUGUGAAAAAUGGUCGAAAAGUCGGCACUGGUGGGCCUGAUUUUGGGGAAUAUCAUAGUGGUAACUGA
Molecule: messenger RNA, 1623 nt
Organism: Acaulospora colombiana
Lineage: Eukaryota; Fungi; Glomeromycota; Glomeromycetes; Diversisporales; Acaulosporaceae
Source: the annotation of a GenBank genome assembly